AGCUUUAUUGCAGCGGUGCACAGUUGUAAUAGUCCAAUAAGCCACUCUGGGAAUGGGACCGCAUAUCAGCAUCAAGAAAAACUUUGCCUUCUUUCGGAUCAUCCCACUCCGAAGGCAUCUCUUCAUCCAAAGAGAAUAAACUUUUGCUCUGCAAAGAAAGAAACAAGUGUAAGGAAGUCACAAAUGGGAUAAAGCCGAUUUAGAUUAGAGUUUUGGAUGUUUUUUUUUUUUUUCAUUUAGAGUCUCUGUCCUAGAAUAAAGCAAGGGAAGUGUUUUGUUAAAGAGACUGUGUAAAGGUGAGUCUCUGGGGGCCGCAUGGUACUGAAAGGUGUCGCUUCAGGCAGAGAAAUCUUUUGUUGAAAUGGCAAAGUGGUUCAAGGAGUUCCCCAUAACUCUGAAAAAUGGUUCCGACAGAAUCCGCUCUGCUUCUGAAUCAGGGUCACAACCCAGAGUGAGUAAAGCUGCACCGGUGUCCGGUCCUGGUACCAACACAAGCGGCUCCAAGACGGGCCAUCGCAAGAACUCCUCUGCGGACAGCACGGGUGGAAGCGUCGGCUCUCUCCUGUCCAGGAAAAACCGAAAAAACGGGGUGAUCUCACAGAAAGACGGGAAAGUUUGGGAAGGUCUCCUCACUGGGAAGAGUCGCAAGAACUCCAAAGCAGAGGUGGUGCUGGAGGAGCAGGGUCGGCCCCAGAAGAGCUCCCCGCCGGCCAGCAACUACAUCAGCCGCCUCAUCAGGGUGGACGCACAAGACAAGGGGCCCAACUUCAACAGCGGGGCCGUCACCGGGGCAGGGAUGCCUGAAGCUGAGAAACCUGCACAGUGCAAGAUAGAAACACUGAUCAUUCUGGAGGAUUAUGCAGACCCCUUUGAUGCUCAGAAGACCAAAGAACAGAGGGAGGCAGAGAGGGUUGGGGAGAACGACGGCUACAUGGAGCCGUACGAUGCACAGCAGAUGAUAACUGAGAUCAGACGUCGGGGAUCUAAGGACCUGCUGAAGGUGUGCGACUUGAUGGAGGGGAGCGAGGGAACGGUGGAGGAAAGUCAGCCUGCUUCCAUACAGAUCUAUGACAUCCCGUAUGAAGGAAGCGGCGGCUGCGAGAAGACGACGGCGUCCAGGCCGGAGCUGGAUUCACGUCCUGCUGAUGAGUACGAGCUGCCCUGGGAGUGGAGGAAGGAGCACAUUGUUCGAACCCUAUCUGCGCAAUUUGACAGCCCAACCAAAGAUGAGACGUCUCACCUCACACUCACCAGACAGCUGCAGCAUCCAGCCGGCCAGACGCAGCCGCAGCAGCAGCAGCAACAUCAGCAUCAGAGGCAGAAAAGCUGGACCCAAAAGAUACUGCGAUCCUCUCCUCCAACCCUGCUGCGAUCUUCCACCCCGAGUAGCAGCUCUGAAAGUGAGGCCUGCUGUGUUGACCCCUCCCUGCCCCUGGAAAAACAGAGCUGGUACCAUGGCUGUGUGACUCGCCAGGAGGCAGAGUUUCAGUUGCAGUCGAGCAGAGAGGCCAGUUUCCUGGUCAGGAACAGCGAGUCGGACAACAGCAAGUACUCCAUCGCCCUCAAGACGAGCCAGGGCUGCGUUCAUAUCAUGGUUGCACAAACAAAAGAAAAUGGCUACACCCUGGACCAGAGCAGCUGCGUGUUCCCCAGCAUCCCAGAGGUGGUGCACCAUUACUGCACUCAGCGCCUGCCUUUCAACGGGGCCGAGCACAUGACGCUGCUGCACCCGACGCCUCGUAGCCACUGAUUCUACCUCAGAAUAACUUAGGUAUACGAAUACAAACACACCCUUGAAUUGAAAAUGAAUUAAAAAAGAAAUACACCAUAGCAUUCCUUCUGAUUCUACCACCCUCCUUUCAGCAGGCUUCACUUUAUUUCUCAUAUGUCCCUUUUAUUUUAUUUUUUAUUUCUUUUUUACUGAAGACUUGAUCUUUAAAAUGUUGUAAAAGCCUCUAGCUGACUGCUUUUUCCUGUUUAUUUUACUUUGAUGUGCAGCUGAUGCAAAACAGCCAGGCAGCUGUUUUGCAUAUGAACACGCUUGGCCGAUAUGAAAAGACACUUUUACUGAUUUAAAUGUGAACUGGGUUGGUGUAGAACCUGCAGACAUGUCGUUUCAGUCAUGCAUGUACUGGAGGCUGCUGCUGACAUGUUUUGCUGCAGUGAAAUAUUCAGAUUCUUUUUUUUUUAACUAGCAAAAACUAAAAACAUUUGAAUCUCUGACUCUUGUCUCCCUCUGGUGGUCGUGUUGGGACACUGCACUAGUUUACCAGCACAAAGACCUCUCAAAGUUCCCUUGAUAAAGAGCAUGCACACAAGCAUAUUAUUCCACUUAUAAACAUUUGAACCCCAACUCUAUGUGCAUCCUUGCAGAAAUCUGUAAUUUCUGCCUGUAUACUUGUUCUGCAACUGGCGUCUCUUGAGGACUUUUCUGUUUUACUGUGAACGAGGGACUUGUUUCUACUUAAUUAUGUGCACUGUGAGGAAUGAGUGAUUCACCCCCAUACAAUGUGCUUGAUGUAGUAAUGGCUCGACAGUAGUUAAGAGUUUUUACUGGCAAUAUGAGUUUAAAGCUGGACAACAUCUGUAUAAUAUCCAAGCUGUGAUUUGUGUGGAAACUUUCUUUUCACUUCAACACCUUUCAGGAAUAAAAAUGAGACUUCAUUGGACAUUUAAAUAAAAGGAAAGAAAGUCAGAACAAAGGUGUAUUGCUUUAACAACGAAUGAAAUGGAAAGUUUUGUCUCUUUUUAGAUAUUAUUUAUUAUCCAGGCUACUAAAAAGUGCUCCUGUUCUCCUUCAGGCUGUAACAAUUAAUUAAUUUCUCUUCAGAGUUAAAAUAUUUUUGAAUUGAACACCUCCUGGUGCGAAUAGUACAGAAGAGUAUUAGGGCCAGGCAGGAGAAAAAUAAAAAUAAUAUUUUAGAGGAGGAAGAUUUUUAUUUCAUUAUGCACUUCGAGAAAAAAGUCAAUGUCGAGAUUAAUGUUGAAGUAGAAUUUCGAGAAAAAAGUUGAAAUGUUGAGAAAAAAGUCAAAAUGUCGAGAAAAAAGUCGAAAUGUUGAGAAAAAAGUCGAAAUGUUGAGAAAAAAAGUCGAAAAGUCGAGAUUAAUGUUGAAGUAGAAUUUCGAGAAAAAAGUUGAAAUGUUGAGAGAAAAGUCGAGAUUAAUGUUGAAGUACAAUUUCGAAAAAAUUCGAAAUAUCGAGAAAAAAGUCGAAAUGUUGAGGAAAAAGUCAAAAUUUCGUGAAUAAAGUUGAAAUGUGGAGAAAGAAAGGCGAAAUUUCGACUUUAUUUUUUUCUCGAAAUUAUAUUUCAACAUUAAUCUCGACAUUUCGACUUUUAUCUCGAAGUGCACACAAAAAAAAAAUCUACCACUCAAUUUUUUAUACGAUAAAUAACAAUCUUAGUUUCACUGGUAGAUUUGUAUCCUCUUCAUACAUUUUGAACAUAACAAAUCAACAUGUAGAUAUGGUGUAACAGGUUUUGUCUUCCAUCAGUGCAUUUUGACAGCCCAUAUUCAACGGUAUGCUGUAAAUUUGUUUCAGGCACCGUUGACCUGAAUGUAUAAACUUAUUCUUCAAAUGUUGUAAAAUUCAUUCAAUUCAAUCUAUAUGCUGUCAGUCUCCUGUGAGUGUUUUCCCUUGAUACCAAUAAAUAAACUAUAUAA
Messenger RNA from Cololabis saira (Pacific saury), 3663 nucleotides. RefSeq names its product SH2 domain-containing adapter protein E-like. Gene Ontology annotation, molecular function: phosphotyrosine residue binding. The record is from RefSeq and is a predicted model, not a curated record. The transcript is spliced from 6 exons. NCBI's taxonomy places the organism in Eukaryota, Metazoa, Chordata, Actinopteri, Beloniformes, Belonidae. The coding region runs from base 362 to 1750 and encodes 462 amino acids.